AUGAAUUCAUUGGUAGAAUUUUCUGGGAAACUACCAAAAGCUGUCUUGGAAUCGGAGUUCAUUGCUGGCAAAGCAAUUCUAUUCUCAAUCAAACUAUGGAAAACAUUUACUGAUUGCUUCAAUUGUCUACCAAUUGCUGCACUCAUUGAUGAGAAGAUAUUCUGUUGUCAUGGUGGUUUAUCACCAGAUCUACAAAAUAUGGAACAAAUUCGACGUGUUAUGCGACCAACUGACGUUCCUGACACAGGUAUGCAGAAUUCUGCUGACCAUAUAUAUUAUAAUCUUUUUCAUAUUCUCAUCUCAUAG
Strongylus vulgaris is the source of this 306-nucleotide messenger RNA. NCBI's taxonomy places the organism in Eukaryota, Metazoa, Nematoda, Chromadorea, Rhabditida, Strongylidae. The record is from the annotation of a GenBank genome assembly.